AUGUCUUUUAUAUUUUCUGGAAUCAAUAAAACUUUUAAAGAAUUUGUUGAAAAAUUAUUAGAUAUUAAAUUUAAAAAAUUUGAUAAAAUAGCAAAAAAUGAUAAUGAAAAAAGACAUAAAGGAAAAGUUUUUGAAUAUUUUCUUUAUGAAUUAGCAACUCAUAAUGGAAUAAUUGUAAAGAUGAACCAAACAUUUAUUUCAUUCUCGAAAACAAUAUUUAAAACAUUAUCAGAUGGAAGUGGAAAUAUUAAAAUUCAACUAGCUGAAAUAAGAGAAUUUUUAAAUACUGCAAAAAGAAAAACAAAUUAUGAUGUAGCAUUUUUUAUUUCUAAUAUUGAAUUAAGUGAUUAUGCAAUCAAUGAAUUAAAAAAUUAUACAGGUGAUAAAGCUAAAAUUUGUAUUUGUCUUAUUCAAGAUUUUAUUCCAAAAAUUCAUGAAUAUGAAAAUAUAUUUUUAAAUAAUAAAAUUAAAUUAGAAAAAGAAAAAACUAAAUAUUUAGAAUAUGAAAUAGAAAAUAGAACAUUAAAAAAAUAUAAUGAAAAAUUAGAAAAUCUUAAUGAAAUAUUAGAAACUAAAAUUAAAACAAUUGAGGAAAAUAACAAAAAAUUAGAUGAAAAACUUAAUUUAAUUUUAGAAAUUUUAAAUAAAAAAUAA
Molecule: messenger RNA, 654 nt
Organism: Cetraspora pellucida
Lineage: Eukaryota; Fungi; Glomeromycota; Glomeromycetes; Diversisporales; Gigasporaceae
Source: the annotation of a GenBank genome assembly